Messenger RNA from Lecanosticta acicola, 2225 nucleotides. NCBI's taxonomy places the organism in Eukaryota, Fungi, Ascomycota, Dothideomycetes, Mycosphaerellales, Mycosphaerellaceae. The record is from the annotation of a GenBank genome assembly.
AUGCCAGCCAAAGAUGGCAUCAUGGUCUUGCCGUCUGGCGCUGGCUAUGCCAUUGUCAUCGGAAUCGGAGGCGUCUUCGCCCUCAUAAUGUUGGGCAUCACCUGGCUGCAGAACCGCUACGUACGUUCUCUUUACACCACCCCCCAAGACAACUGAACACUGACCAGACAAUUCAGACCACUUUCUCCACCAAGAACUCCGAAGAAUUCAACACUGCCUCCCGUUCCGUCAAGCCCGGUCUUAUUGCCUCGGGCAUUGUCUCCAGCUGGACCUGGAGCGCUACACUUCUCACCAGCUCGACUUUCGCAUACUCCUACGGCGUCUGUGGACCCAUGUGGUACGGCGCCAUGGGCACGUUCCAGAUCCUCCUCUUCGCUCUCAUUGCCAUCAAAAUCAAGGCCAACGCUCCUGGAGCUCACACUUUCCCCGAGAUCUUACUGGCCAAGCAUGGCAAGAUUGCCCAUCUGACGUACCUCUUCAAUGGAAUCGCAACCAACAUGCUGGUCGGCGCUUGUCUUGUCCUCGGUGGCUCUCAGGUCGUUGCCGCGCUCUCCGGCAUGAACGUCUACGCCGCCUGUUUCCUGAUCCCGUUGGUCGUGGCUGCCUAUGUGAUUGCCGGAGGCCUGAGGAGCACUUUCAUCGCCGACUACAUCCACACGGCCGUUCUGUUCGUUGCCAUUUUCGUCUUCGGCUUCUCCAUGUACGCUACCAGUGAUUUGGUCGGUUCGCCCGGCAGGUUGUACGAUCUCCUGGUGGAGGCGUCGGAGAAGAUGCCCAUCGCGACAAAUGCGGGAAAUGGCUCUUAUCUUGCUUUCCGCUCCGUCGAUGGACUGGUCUUUGCCAUCGAUCUCUUCGCCGCGGGCUUUAGUACCGUCUGGCUGGAUCAGGCUUACUGGCAACGAGCCAUCGCUUCUCGCCCGGAGACCAGCGUCAAGGCGUACAUUCUCGGCGGGAUCGCUUGGUAUGGGAUCCCUUUCGGUUUCGCCACGGCCAUGGGACUCGGUUGCGCUGCUCUGACUGGCAAUCCGGCUUUUCCCACGUACCCGCUCCCUCUCUCGACGGCGCAGAACAACGCGGGACUCUCCUCGCCUGCCACGGCCAUUACGCUUCUCGGCCAAGGGGGUGCUGUCCUGAUGCUUGUCCUUCUGUUCAUGGCUGUCACUUCCAGCACUUCCGCGGAGCUCAUCGCCGUCAGCUCCCUGCUGACCUUUGACGUGUACAAGACCUAUCUCUGCCCGGAUGCGAGUUCCGCGAGAUUGGUGCAGAUCUCCCACUACGGCAUCGUCCUCUACGCCCUGGUCCUGGCGGGCUUCUGCUGCAUCCUGAACGCCGUCGGGUUGAAUCUCACCUGGCUCCUGACCGUUUUGGCCAUCAUCGUCGGCGGCGGCGCGGUCCCCGUCGGCCUGGUCCUCAUCUGGAAACGCACUUCCACCCUCGCGGCCAUCGCUUCCCCCUGGAUCGGUCUGGCCUGUGGCCUCACGGCCUGGCUCGUCACCGCUUACAAGCGCUCCGGCGGCAUUUCCAUCGAAACGACGGGCGACACCAUGAACGCCGUCGCCGGCAACGUCACUUCUUUCGGCGUCGGCUGGCUCGCCUGCGUGCUCCUCACCCUCCUCUCCCCGGCAAAGUACGUCAGCAUGGAUCCCAGACAUAUCCAACGGAGUAAUAAAAUCCAGGGCAUCUUGAACCCCGCGGAAGGCGUGGAUCCCUCUUCGUCGCCCUCGCCUUCGCCGCCGUCUCCGCCGCAGGUCCAUCAUGACGAAGAGAAGAGCGCCACCACCACCACCAUCCAUCUCCCCGACAAACCUUCCAAACCCACCCCCACGACUCCCACCACCGACACCCCCCUCCCCUCCUUCCUCUCAGCCCCAACUUUCCAACCCAUGAACCCCACCUCCGUCUCACGCGGCGAACGCCUCGCCCUCACCGCCAACGCCCUCUUCCUACUCCUCGCCGUCUGCCUCGUGCCCUUCACCCUCUUCGGCACCGCCUAUGUGUUCGAUAAAGCUUUUUUCAAAGGCUGGGUCGUCGUCAGCUUUCUCUGGGUCUGGUGUAGUAUGUGUAUCUGUGUUGUUUACCCGGUGGUUGAGAGUUGGGGGGCGCUGGGGGACGUGGGGAGGGGGGUUAAGGGGGAUUUGUGGGGGUUGGUGAGGGGGAGGGGGAAGGGGGAGAAGAGGGGUGGUGAUGGUGUGGUGGUGGGGGUGAGUGGGAGGGAGGGAGGAUAG